UUGGCUCGUCCUUGCAGUCAGUUGCUUUGCUGGCUUCAGCAGGCUCUUAAGGUCUCGAGGCGUAGACAUGCCUGCCCCCCACCCCCUUCCUCGGUCUCCCCUUUCAGUUCAGAUGUGCUGAUGUGCAGACCGGAUUCAUCUUCCCGGAGCAGCGGCGGCGGGCGCAGGCGGCGGCGGCGGCGGCUCGCGCUCGGCCGCCAGGUCCGGGCAGCGGCGGGGGCGCGGCGCGGGAGCCGGAGCUCCGUGUGCAGCUGAGCCCGUGGGGCGCCGCUCGCCCAGCCGCGGCCGUGGGAAGUCCGGCCGCCAGAAGGACGCCCCGGCAGGCUGCGAGCGCCCACUCCGCCCGAGCCGAGUUGGCCCGAGGCUGCUCCUCCCCGCCCGCGGGAGACGAGCUCCUUACCUGCCCUCCGCCCACCCGCCGGCCCUUCGCCAACUUCUCUCUGCCACUGGGGGUAACAGGCACUUCUGGCCCCCUCUACUGUCCCAACGGCACACGCAUGUCUCCGGACACCUGAGCACCCGGGUCCCGCCGAGGAGCCUCCCCGCGGGGAGAGGAGCGCCAGUCCCCUUGACCCCGCACAUCCACGCGGACCGCGGACGCCUCUCCUCCCGGGCCGGUCCCCUCCUUUUCCUCCAGGGGUGGAGGAUGGGGUUGGAAACGCUGCCCCCGAGGAUGCGCUGGUGGCUGGUGGCCGUGGGGAUUAUUUGCUACGGGGAACGGUGGGUCUGCGCUGGCCUCGAUUAUGAUUACACUUUGGAGGGCAACGAAGAGGAGAAAGCGGAGGUGAUCGAUUACAAGGACCCGUGUAAAGCCGCUGUGUUUUGGGGUGAUAUUGCCUUAGAUGAUGAAGACUUAAAUAUCUUUCAAAUUGAUAGAACAAUUGACCUUACCCAGAACCCCUUUGGAAAACUUGGACAUACCACAGGUGGAUAUGGAGACCAUGGUAUGUCAAAGAAACGAGGGGCCCUCUACCAACUUAUAGACAGGAUAAGAAGAAUUGGCUCUGGCUUGGAGCAAAACAGCACAGUUAAGGGGAAAGUGCCUCUAAAAUUCUCAGGGCAGAAUGAGAAAAAUCGAGUUCCGAGGGCUGCUACGUCAAGAACAGACAGAAUAUGGCCCGGAGGCGUUAUUCCUUACGUUAUAGGAGGCAACUUCACUGGCAGCCAGCGAGCCAUGUUCAAGCAGGCCAUGAGGCACUGGGAGAAGCACACAUGCGUGACUUUCAUUGAAAGAAGUGAUGAAGAGAGUUACAUUGUAUUCACAUACAGGCCUUGUGGAUGCUGCUCUUAUGUAGGUCGGCGGGGUAACGGACCUCAGGCAAUCUCCAUUGGCAAGAACUGUGAUAAAUUUGGAAUUGUUGUUCAUGAACUGGGCCAUGUGAUAGGCUUUUGGCAUGAACACACGCGACCAGAUCGAGAUAACCAUGUAACCAUCAUAAGAGAAAACAUCCAGCCAGGUCAAGAGUACAACUUUCUGAAGAUGGAGCCUGGAGAAGUGAACUCCCUGGGAGAAAGAUAUGAUUUUGACAGUAUCAUGCACUAUGCCAGGAACACCUUCUCAAGGGGGAUGUUUCUGGACACUAUUCUCCCUUCUCGUGAUGAUAAUGGCAUCCGUCCCGCAAUCGGUCAGCGGACCCGUUUAAGCAAAGGAGAUAUUGCACAGGCAAGAAAGCUGUAUAGAUGUCCAGCAUGUGGAGAAACCCUACAAGAGUCCAAUGGCAACCUUUCCUCUCCAGGAUUUCCCAACGGCUACCCUUCUUACACACACUGCAUCUGGAGAGUUUCUGUGACCCCAGGGGAGAAGAUCGUUUUAAAUUUUACCACGAUGGACUUAUACAAAAGUAGUUUGUGCUGGUAUGACUACAUUGAAGUAAGAGAUGGGUACUGGAGGAAAUCGGCUCUCCUUGGCAGAUUCUGUGGGGACAAAUUGCCUGAAGUUCUUACCUCUACAGACAGCAGAAUGUGGAUUGAGUUUCGGAGCAGCAGUAAUUGGGUAGGAAAAGGCUUCGCAGCUCUCUAUGAAGCAAUCUGUGGAGGUGAGAUCCGUAAAAAUGAAGGACAGAUUCAGUCUCCUAAUUAUCCCGAUGAUUACAGACCGAUGAAAGAAUGUGUGUGGAAAAUAAUGGUGUCAGAAGGCUACUAUGUCGGGCUGACCUUUCAGGCCUUUGAGAUUGAAAGACAUGACAACUGUGCCUAUGACUACCUAGAAGUUCGAGAUGGGACCAAAGAGAAUAGCCCUUUGAUAGGGCGUUUCUGUGGUUAUGAUAAACCUGAAGAUAUCAGGUCUACCUCCAACACCUUGUGGAUGAAGUUUGUUUCUGAUGGGACUGUGAACAAGGCAGGGUUUGCUGCCAAUUUUUUUAAAGAGGAAGACGAGUGUGCCAAGCCUGACCGUGGAGGCUGUGAGCAGCGAUGUCUGAACACCCUGGGCAGUUACCAGUGUGCGUGUGAGCCUGGCUAUGAGCUGGGGCCUGACAAAAGGAGCUGUGAAGCGGCUUGUGGUGGACUUCUUACCAAACUUAAUGGCACCAUAACCACUCCAGGUUGGCCCAAGGAGUACCCUCCUAAUAAAAACUGUGUGUGGCAAGUGGUUGCGCCAACUCAGUACAGAAUUUCUGUGAAGUUUGAGUUUUUUGAAUUGGAGGGCAAUGAAGUUUGCAAAUACGAUUAUGUGGAGAUUUGGAGUGGCCUUUCCUCUGAUUCUAAAUUGCAUGGCAAAUUUUGUGGUGCUGAAGUACCUGAAGUGAUCACAUCCCAGUUCAACAACAUGAGAAUUGAGUUCAAAUCUGACAACACUGUAUCAAAGAAGGGCUUCAAAGCGCAUUUCUUCUCAGACAAAGACGAAUGCUCAAAGGAUAACGGUGGGUGUCAACAUGAAUGUGUCAACACGGUGGGAAGCUACGUGUGUCAGUGCAGGAAUGGAUUUGUGCUGCAUGAAAAUAAACACGACUGCAAGGAAGCUGAAUGUGAACAGAAGAUCCACAGUUCAAGUGGCCUCAUCACCAGUCCCAACUGGCCAGACAAGUACCCAAGCAGGAAGGAAUGCACAUGGGAAAUCAGUGCCACUCCAGGCCAUCGAGUCAAAUUAGCCUUUAGUGAGUUUGAGAUAGAGCAGCAUCAAGAAUGUGCUUACGAUCACUUGGAAGUAUUUGAUGGAGAAACAGAAAAAUCACCAAUUCUUGGACGACUAUGUGGCAACAAGAUCCCAGAGCCCCUAGUGGCUACUGGAAAUAAAAUGUUUGUUCGGUUUGUUUCUGAUGCAUCUGUUCAAAGAAGAGGCUUUCAAGCUACACAUUCUACAGAGUGCGGUGGCCGCCUGAAAGCGGAAUCCAAGCCCAGAGACCUUUACUCACAUGCGCAGUUUGGCGAUAACAACUACCCAGCGCAAGUCGACUGUGAAUGGCUAUUAGUGUCAGAACGGGGCUCGCGACUGGAGUUAUCUUUCCCGAUUUUCGAAGUGGAAGAAGAAGCUGACUGUGGCUAUGACUAUGUUGAGCUCUUUGGUGGCCUCGAUUCAACAGCGAUGGGGCUUGGUCGAUUUUGUGGAUCAGGGCCACCAGAAGAGAUCUAUUCAAAUGGGGAUGCAGUUUUGAUUCAUUUUCACACUGAUGACACAAUCAACAAGAAAGGAUUUCAUAUAAGAUACAAAAGCAUUAGGUAUCAAGAUACCACGCAUACCAAAUAACUAAUACCAAAACCUCCUUCAGAAAAUAAAGGAAUGUGCAUAACAGAGAGAAGACAUCGUUUGUUUUUUUUAAAUGAAGAUAUUAGCACAAUGUUUUAUAUAAUAAAACUGAACAGAAGAAAGCUGUACGACCAGAAUUAUCUCUGUACCGAACGAGAAGUUGGCAGUGAACCUUGGUCAGCUUUGCCAGGGUAUUUGAACUCCAGCUUGACGGUAUGAAUAAAGCCGGUGGAAGGGCAUGACGUGCUUCAAGGAAGACUCCACAAGCUUUUGCUCACAGCGUGACGCAGAUGCCUCGCAAGUCAGACAAUUAGGUUCAGGGUCUGUGGGCCUCCAGAGUGUUCUUUUAGACAAUUUUGCAAGAUUGGGGAUAAAUAAAAGGAUCUUGCAGGUCAUAAACUGGAAAACCCUCUCCUUGUUUCUUAGGAUAAUUGCUUUGGCGUUGUAUCUUGGACACAGUUACCAGAUCCUUGUAAAAUGUUGUGAAAUAGGAGUCUUAAAGAGGGUGGUUUGUAAUUUAAAUGUAGGUUUGUCCAAUGUUUGGAAACUGGAAUAUUUCAGCUUCAUUAUUUUCAUUUGCAGGCCAGAGUAACCUCUUUGAAACAUAGAUCAUCUUGAGACCACUUUAUUUUACUGAUAUUUUGACAACUUUGAAAUGUCAAUAGUUUCUGUUAUAGCAAUUAAACUCUAGACAUCAUUUUUUGAAGUGCUGAAAAGUGCCCAGUUGAUCCGUAGACUCAGUUCUUUCAGCGAAAGUGCUGCCUUUUCACACCAAAUCCAAGAAGCCUUGUGCUGGCUUAUGAACUUAACUGGAAAAAAAAAAUUCCCAACUGGUGUGAACAGGAUUCUUCUAAAUGAAAUGACUGUCUGGGUGGUUCGUACUCAAGUUACCACUGCUGCUAUUGUCUUUCUUUUGUUGUUGAUCUGUUGUAGUUGUAGUUGUUAUUGUUGAUGUUGUCAUGGUUAAUGUUGUAUUUAAAAAAAAUGAAAUGAAGCGGAAGUAGACCUUGUAAGAAUUGAAAGAUCUCUCUCUCUCUCUUUCCUUUUUUUUCCUUCUUGGGAUUCACUUUAAGACAAAAAAUGCAAUGUUGGAAAAAGGUUUUGUUUCUGAAAGACUUUCUAUGGUGCUAUUCCAUGAACAUUUUUUUAAACAAAGUUUUUGACUUUGAGCCAACCACCUGUAGACUAUGAAUGUCUCCCUCUGUCUGGCUGGUGGCAUUUGAAGAUGAAAGACUUGUAAAAUGUAUCAAGAGUAUAUCAUCGCAAGGGCAGCACUUGUCCUAUGGAACAACUACUUAUAAUGCCUUAGAAUUCUUGCACAUGAUCAACCAUAUCCUCCUAGAAACACAUCUUUUGAAAUAUUGCACGUAAUAGUGUAUGUUAAUUAGCAGCUCUAUGAGGAAAAUCCAUUUCUCUGACGGAACAUUGGGUAUAAAUAUGUUGACUUGCUUUUGUUGUAGAAAAUGGUUUUCUGCUUUAAAGCCAUGUGUGUUUUUAAUAUUAAUGUAUGUAUAUGUGAGCUUGUCUGAGUGAAGCUAAAAGAAGGUGAAAAGUAGUGGGCGGUUUGAAAAGUUAAAAUUUAUGUGCCAAGUUCUACUAGAAUCCUGUUUGAAGUAGCACCUUUCUUAGGCAGUUUCAUGGACAAAUAAUGGGAACUUCUAAUUAUUAUCGACCCAUUAAAAAACGGCUCUUUCCUUCAGAGAAACUCUAUUUUGAUAUGUUUUGAUGUUGAUGGAGAUCGCUCUAUAAAGUAGCUUUGUUUCUGUUAGCUGUCCAUGAAUAUUGAACAUUUAAUAAAAUUGGGUAUUUUUCUUCAUUUUUACAAAAUUAAACUAUACACACAGAUAUAGUUUAUUUGUUAUUGUUGCCCUAAAGAAUCUUUUCUUGCAUAUGAAUUAUAAUAUGUAAAUACAUUUUUAAAACCAAUCUUUUCAUCUUAUUGAAUGUUACUUUGGAAAUGUAUAACUAUUGCCUGCAACGUAAUAAGAUUUUAAUGGAGCUGACUUAUUCCAGUAACUUCUAUAUUUUUCACCAAUCUCCAAAUAGCCAAAAUUUAUCAGGAAUGGGAAAGAGAAAAGAAAAAACACAUGAACACCCAGUGUACGACACUGUGCCCAGCCUGGGACUGGGCACACGUACUAGCUCUUUUUAACCUUGUGCUCCCUUUGACAACUGUGAUGAUGUUCUCAUUUUCUAGUUCAGGACCUGAGGCUCAAAGAACACACAUAAUAUUCCCAGGGUCACAGUGUACAGUCAGAUGUUGAAAGCCAGCUUAUCUCUUCUAAAAAUCUGUGCUUGUCCUACAAAAUGUAGUAAAAUCAGUCUUAACGUAUAUAAAUAGUGGAUUUUUUUAUGAUGAAACUUUUCCACAUUGAGUAAAUUAUAGGGUGAAUUACAUUAAAUCUUCAGGAUAAACCUAUUCCUUUCAGAAACAGCAUGGCAAUUCGAACAUCAACUGUAGAUAGCUUUAAGGACUACAGUUAGUACUAGAAACAUAAAAAAACAAUAGUUUGAAGUUAGUAACCAUGGGCCUUUUGUUCAAAUAAAUAUUAAAUUAUUUUAUCUGCUGUGGUAGGGAAAUGUAGUGUUCUACUUUAUGAAAUAUUCUGGAUAUUCCAGUUGACAAUUAGGCUACAAUGUGCUGCUUCAACACAACCGAGAAGUUAAAGUUAAAAGGUAUUUAGAAAGCAUAUGGCGAUGUCAUAACUUAGGUCUCGAGUGUGGUCAUUAAUUUUUAUUGUAUCUUAUGUCAUAUCAGUUCACUGCAUACUAAUUUAUAUUAAUUCCACUUUGGCUUAAAUGUGUUGUUAAAUGCAAAUACAGACAGCUUCAAUGUUUUGUUAAUAAUUGUUAGUUACUGUUCUAGACAUUUUAUUAAAUUAAUUUUGUAAAUUAUUUUCAACCCCUACAUUAGUAUAUUGGUUGUUCUAUUUGCCACAGUUCUUACUCCUAUGCAUCCUGUACACAGAAAAAAACUGCUCCCACUUCAUAUGAUUUUAUUAAGUUAUUUUUAAAAGUCAUUAAUCUAGUUUAUUAUCAUGCCUUAAUGUACCUGAAUAAAACAACAUUUUUAAACAAAUGAAUGAGAAACAGCAAUUAUAUUUUGAAGCUCCCAAAUGUUUCCUGUUUAUAUUGGCUGGAUUUUGCUAUCUAAGACUAAGUUUAAGAUAUUACAGUGUCAUACUCAAAUUCUACUCAAUUUUGUUUUUAAAUAUCUUAGUCUCCUUUAUUUGAUUUAUAUUACUACUGUAUUUUUAUGGGAAGCCUCAAAUAGGAAAUUUUAUUCUUCCACACAGAAAAUCUCUAAAAACAUCUAAUGAUUAAUUAUUAUUCUUUAAGAAGAAUAAAAAUUAUUUUUAAAAGAAACAUUAAAUUAAAUUACAGAUUGCUUAGAUUUAGUGAACUACAGUUGUGUGACAUGCAAAAUGACUUUUACUUAGCAAUUAUCAAAAUGUUUGGAAAUUUUUUCAGUGAUAAUGAGAAUUAGAUUUACUUUUUGGAAAACCUUUAUACCACUUGUUAAAUCUGGCAUGAGAAGAGAAGCAGGAAAAAUAAUUGCCUCCUAAAGUUUUAUAAUUUGAACUACAGUAAUGC
Myotis myotis is the source of this 7279-nucleotide messenger RNA. It is a transcript of the gene TLL1, whose product is annotated as tolloid like 1. Bases 647 to 3685 code for a protein of 1012 amino acids. Gene Ontology annotation, biological process: proteolysis. The transcript is spliced from 21 exons. Lineage: Eukaryota; Metazoa; Chordata; Mammalia; Chiroptera; Vespertilionidae. The record is from RefSeq and is a predicted model, not a curated record. Gene Ontology annotation, molecular function: calcium ion binding; zinc ion binding; metalloendopeptidase activity.